AUGAGGGAUUACCGCUCCUCCCCACCACAGGCCAGCCCUGAACCCCCCAGCCACACCCCUGCCCAAAGCCCAGGCAUGGACUCCAGACACAGCAACCCCAGUGGGACUGGGGAAGAGGCCUCCUGCUUGGAGGAUCCUGGCAGGAGUUUGGCCUGCCCAUCCCUGACUUGCAUCCCUCCCCAGGAGGCAGCCACCAAAGUGGGAGCGCAUGGAGCCUCGAUCUCAGGAACACCAGAAGCCACCUUCUCUGGGAAGCCGGAGCUUGUGUCCUCGGCGAACACUGAUCUCUCAUCCUUGGAGAGCAGAAAGCCUGAGUUCUUGGAGAAGUUGGACGCCAAGCCUUCCAAGCAGGCAGAUCCCGCUAGCGUAGAGAAGGAAGACGCCGGGUCCUUGAGAAAGGCAGAUCCCAUGUUCCUAGGAAAGACAGAGCCUGCCGUCUCGGGAAAGGGGGAGCCUGUGGCUUCUGGAAGGAUGGGUCCUGGGACCCCAGGAGAGGAGGAUCCUGUAUCCUCGGCCAAAGUGGGCCCUGCAUGCCCAAGACAGGAGGAGCCCAGGUGUUCGGGACAGAAGCUUCCUGUGUCCUCAGAAGAGGCGGGCUCUGCAUCUUCGAGCAAGGCACACCCUGUGUCCUUGGGAAGGAGAGAUCCUGGGCCUGCAGGGAAGGCCGAUCCCGGGUCCUUGGACUAUGCCCCUUCUGCGUCUGCAGGAAAGACAGAUCCUGGGUCCUUGGCGAUGCUGACGCCAAGGUCACCAGUCAAAAUGGAGCCCAUAUCCCAUGAGACAGUGGCUCCGGGGUCAGCGGGAAGGGGUGGACGCUUGGAGAUGACCGAUCCUGUAUCCGUGGGACAUGCAGAAACUGUGUCCUCUACAAAAGAGGACCCUCAGGCCCCGGGAAUGACCGAGCCUGCCUCCUCCAGAAAGGCCAAUCCCGUGUCUGUGAGAAUGACAGCGACCGGGUCUGCUGGGCAGGCGGGAGCUGGGUCAUUGAGCAACAUGGGUCCAGCUCCCCUGGGGAAGGUGGAUCCUGUGUCCUCGGAAAAGCCUGAGCCCUUGUCUCCUGGGCAGGCCGGACUGGCACCUGUGGGAAAGGCAGGAGCUGUGUCCUCCGAAAAGGAGGACUCUGCAUCUUCCAGAAAAGCGGACCCCCUCAUUUCUGCGGGAAAUAUAAAAACGUCAUCAUCUUCUGGGACAGUGAGUCCUGACCCUUUAGGGAAGACGGACCCUGUGCCCUCGGUUCCCGGGGAUCCCAAGGGCUUGGGGACAGCGGGGCCCUCGUCUUCUGUAAAAGCUGGGGCAGCGCCCCUGUCCUCAGAGAAAGCAGGACCCAUGGCCUCCGGAAAGGUGGGUCCCACCACCUCAGGGAAGGCGGAACCCGCCAUGGGCAGCGUGGGCCCUGUGAGCAGGGGGAAAGCAGGAAGUGUGUCCUCCGGAGAUUUGGACUCCGUGUCUGCGGGAAAGGUGGCACCCACGACCAUAGGGAACACGGCCCUGGCCCCCUCGGGGAAAGCCGAUGCUGCCCCCGAGGGAAAGACAGGUGCUCUGCUCCCAGAGAAGGCGAGUCCUGUGAACUCCUCGAAGGUGGGCCCCGGGGCCUUGGGGAGCGCAGACACAAAGCCCCCUGCGCAGGAGGGUCCCACGCCAUCAGGAAAAGCGGCCGAGGCCGCGUCUCUGCAGAAGGAGAAGCCCCUGGCCUCGGAGAGGGAGGAUCCUGGGUCCUCGGGAAAAGCAGGCCCUGCUGCCUCUGGGAAGGUGGAGCCUGCGGCCCUGGGGAAGGCAGAUGCUGCUCCACCCCCAACCCCGGGUAAAGCAGAGCCCCCGUCCUUGGGGGACGUGCCCCCUCUGACUCUGGAGCAGGCAGAGGCCCUCUCCGGACCCAGGAAACCAGCCGGAAAAGCCUGCGGCUCAGCCACCUCUCCCUCGGUUGCGGUUGCCCGGAGCAGUGGCGGGAGCCUGGUGCAGCCAGCGCCGGCCAUCAGCCCGGAGGCCUGCAGCCCGGAGGCCGAUGCGCCCCCGCCGGGGCCGCGGACUCGGGACAACUUCACCAAGGCGCCGUCGUGGGAUGCGGGCGCCCCGCCGCCGCGCGAGGACGCGGGCACCCAGGCGGGCGCGCUGGCCUGCGUGUCGGUGGCCGUGAGCCCCAUGUCCCCGCAGGACGGCGCGGGCGGCCCCGCCUUCAGCUUCCAGCCGGCGCCGCGCCCCGCGCCCAGCCCCGCGCCCAGGCCGCCGUCGCGCCGGGACGCGGGCCUGCAGGUGUCGCUGGGGGCCGCCGAGACGCGCUCCGUGGCCACCGGACCCAUGACGCCGCAGGCCUCCGCGCCGCCCGCCGCCGCGCCGCCCGCCUUCCCCGAGGUGCGGGUGCGGCCGGGCUCGGCGCUGGCCGCCGCCCUGGCGCCCCCGGAGGCGGCCGAGCCCGUGCGCGACGUGAGCUGGGACGAGAAGGGCAUGACGUGGGAGGUGUACGGCGCCUCCAUGGAGGUGGAGGUGCUGGGCAUGGCCAUCCAGAAGCACCUGGAGCGGCAGAUCGAGGAGCACGGCCGCCAGGGGGCGCCCGCGCUGCCCCCGGCCCCCCGCCUGGGCCCUGGGAGGGCCGGGUCGGUGCGCGCUGCGCCCCCCGAGGGCGCCGCCAAGCGCCCGCCGGGCCUCUUCCGCGCGCUGCUGCAGAGCGUGCGCCGGCCCAGGUGCUGCUCCCGAGCCGGGCCCACGGCCGAGUGA
This is a messenger RNA of Pipistrellus nathusii (Nathusius's pipistrelle), 2712 nucleotides long. The record is from the annotation of a GenBank genome assembly. NCBI's taxonomy places the organism in Eukaryota, Metazoa, Chordata, Mammalia, Chiroptera, Vespertilionidae.